CUGUUGAAACUUGUUAUGGCGGAGGCGCGGAUAAACCUGCUCUUUAAUGCAUGUUUACUAGGCGCCGAACUUAACAGGCGGUCGUGAUGUGGCUGUACGGCGAGUAGAGCCUUUAUCUGAAACAUUUCGGCUGUUUCUUGUGUGAUUGUUUUAACGUAACGAGGCGUUAAGUUACGCUGUUGUUCAGCGAGUCGCUUUAUAAACACAGAGGCUCUCCGUCGCUAUGCUGCGUUGUGCGGUUGCCUGGAUACCUGUAACGUUAGGUCUCGACGCUAGUGGGCUUAGCAGGCUGGCUAGCUAGUCGGAAAACUGAUUGGCUGCGCGGCCUUUUAACCGUUAGCGUUAUUAAUUCACAGCGGCUGAUUUACCGGCAGCGUCCUAAACCGCGCAUUAGCUUCUCACUAUGUCCAUCAGCGCCUCACAACAGAACAGCAGAACUGUUCCGACUACAUUAAUUAGUAGAGUAAGUAGUGUAGGUGUAGUAUGAAUAGAGUGUGGUUUAGGACUCGGCCCGUUUCUUCAUCUCCAGCCCUGAACAGACUGUUUGGUUCAGUAGCUACGUGACCGGGUCUGCUUUACUAGUUAGCUAAAACCUCCUACAGGGAAUUUUCUCUACCACAUAUCUCCUGUUAAACUGUUUACUGACCGGUUAACUCUCAGCUGAUAAAUCUAUGAAAGUAUGGACGGCGGCACAGCUGUCAACUUUAUCGACCAGAGAACAAGAGCAGCUGCAGACAACGGCUACACGCCUUACAUGGAAAUGAAGUCAAGCACAGAUAAGGAAUACACUGAACCUCAAAGCAAAGGCACAUCACAAGUGAAGAAAAAUACAGACGAUAACUAUGGUCUGAGUUUGCAGUUGGGUGAAGAGUACGCAAGGAAAAAGCAAAAGCUGAAGGAAGAACUUCGUCUCGACUACAGGCGCUAUAUUGCUGAGAAGAAAGAAUUGGGUGCUGGAGAUUUCUACCCUCAAGCCCAAAUACGGCCUGUUCCCAUAAGUGACAGAAGAUCUGCAAAGGAGAAGGUACGAGUGGACCUGAUUGGGGAUGAUGGGCUGAUUCUUCGAGGACAAGAAGAAACACAAAAAAUAAAUAAAACUGCAAAAACUCCUCAGGCUCUAGGUAGAGACCAUAUUAUCUCCGCUACACCUAUCCGUACAUUGCUUUCUCCUGACUUGAGAGGGCUGGGAAGCAGCCCGAGUCCAGAUAGGCCUCUUUUCUCCAGGAGGGAUGUUGGCAAGGUAGCGGAGCCUGUGGCCCGCGCUGCUCCUAGGCCACCCCGGAAACGUGGGGAGGAGACACCAGAGCACUGGGACAGAAGACCCGGGAGACAGCAUAGUUCUGAGGACGAACUGUAUUCAGAAGAAGAACAGGAGCUUGAGCUUUUGCACAAGAGACGGUCCAGAAACAACCAGGAGCCUGGCAGAAGGGAGAGGAGGAUUCACCACACCGCUAACAGAGUUAACCAGGAGAGGAGAGAAGUGGAUGCACCUACAGCUAAUGAAGAGGACUAUCAAGAGGAAAACAGACGGACCCCACUGGCAACAUUUAAAACCAAUCUACCAGCACAGACCAGAGCUGCUAGCAAGAAGAACCUGACUGAUUUUGCCACAGGACUUAUGAUUGGUGCUGCUGAGGAGGAGGAGGCCGCUCAGAGGAGAAAGGCACGUUACAGACAGGAGCUGCUGGAGCAAAUGGCUGAACAGCGGAAGAAUAAAAGGAAGGAAAAGGAGCUUGAACUCAGGGUUGCUGCUACAGGAGCCGUAGACCCAGAGAAACAGCUGAACCAGAAGCAGUAUAUGACAGACUGCUUGACUGGUCUCCCCCAGCCUGACAGGAUCAAACAGUUUGGAGCUGUGAGGAGGGAGUAUGAAGCCAAGAGGCGGGACGUGCCUUACAGACCAGGGAUCGGGCUGGACACGCUAGGGGCCGACUUGGACAGGCGGAUCCUAGAAGAAAGGCCCCUGCAGGAAAGAAGAGAGCCAGAAGAAAGAAGCAUGCCCCCCAAUAGGCCCCGCGUGGCCUUCCAGUCUCCAAUCCUGGAGUACAGCACCGCCCUGGGCCACUUGGGUAAUGCAGCAGGCCCAGGUUUUGGAAAUGGGUCUGAAGAUGGAGCCAGGCUGGGUACUGGUGGUGCUUUGCCCUUCAGUGAAGAAUUUCAAAAAGGCCUCUCGGGGACACUGGGAGAAAUGGUUAGUCCAAGAGUUACAGGUGUUCCUCCUCCACUGGCACCUGCGCUCUCUGAGGCAUACUGCACUCCAUAUGAUGAUGCCUACUAUUACUAUGGAGCCAGGAAUCCUCUAGAUCCUAAUGUAAACUACUAUCGACCUCCUGUAGCUGCAGAACAGUCGUUGGCUAAUCUUCCCUCUGGAGCACACGCAUCUAUCCGGCCGCCUCCUGCUGUAUUGCUUGCGCAAUCAAGUUCACAGUAUGGCAUUACCCUGCCUGGAAUGGGACAUGGGACAUUUCCUGUUGACAGGCACCUGCAGCCCAAGGAACACAGUCUAAGCUACAAAGAAGCACUGAAACUGCAGAUUGUAGAAAGGCAGGAGAUGAGGCAGCGAGAGAGAGAGGAGAGAGAGCGCAGUGAUGCAAAGCUGAAGGCGGAGAUGAAAGCCUAUGAACCCUGGGGGAAAGCAGGAGGAGGAGCUCCGCUGAGGGAUGACCGAGGCAACCUCAUAAGUGAUCUGAAGCGAAUGCACAGGACAAAUGAGGAAGCAUACAUAAACCCAGAGCCCCGUGGCAGAAGAGUCAUGGAACCAAUGGUUCAUGUUGGAAUUUCGCCAACAGAUAAAGACAAGGACUACUCCACCCACAUAGUGUCAGGUUUUUCCAUUACCCAGCCCUCACCAUAUGCCAGAGGCAAUGUCUUCUCGGACCUCCCCACGCCUCAGCAGAUCCAUGAACAGGAGAAGUACAAGGAGAGUCUGAAACAGCAGAUUGAGGAGAAGCGGAGGAUGGAGGCUGAGAAGAAGGAGCAUUUGAGGCUGGAGGAGGAGAGGGAGGAGAAGAGGCUGGCCGAGCAGAGGGCACGAAUCCAGAGGGAGUAUGAGGACGAACAGGAAAAGAAGAAACGGAAAGAGAUUGAGCUAAAUGCAAAAAAUCAGGAGAUAAUCCGGCAAGCUGAGGAGCGGUGCAAAGAUACUGAGAAGAAGAGGAAAGAAGAAGAGGCAAAGGAGAGUGAGGCUGUUAGGCAGCAGUAUGUGCAGGAGAGACAAGCUCGGCUGGAACAGGACUGUCGUUCGGAGUCUCCGCCCAUCCCAACGGUGCAGAAGAGACUGGGUUACACGCAUCGACCCAGACCGCCUUCAAUGGACAGCCCACGUUCUGUUGCGGUUCUUUCUGCUUCCUCAAUAUCAGCUCCCCGCUCCCCUCCUGUGCCUGCCCGAAGGAACCAAAUCAGAGCAACAGAGGAGCAGCAGGGAGUGAUCAGCGAGUUGUCAGUACUGCGCAGACGCCUGAGAAGUGAGCAGAGGCGGCUUGAAGAGCAGUUACUGCAGUCAGACAGAGAAGACACUCAAAGUCCGAUGAAAAUCAGAGAAAACCCUGCAGUGGAUGUUUUUGACAUGGCCAGACUACGUAUGCAGGUUCCUGCAAGAAGACCCCCCUCACACACAAGACUGGUUAACAAGCAGAACCUAGAAGAUUUUAACCAACUCAAAUACAGAGACAGUGAGUCUCGGGAGCAAGUGAGGCGGGCGUAUCCAGAGCCACCGGGUGAUGAGUCCGGUCUUGAGCUGCAGCAGCAGGCUCUGCUCCGAGAGCAGCAGCGGCAACUCAAUAACAUGAGAAGAGCCAGGGUCAACGAUUACUUUGACCUGUCGCCUCUGAUGAAGCCUCCUAAUCAGCGGAAGCAGAGCUACAGCGACGAGACAGGGAGACACUCCCUGCUACAAUCCGAGAGUGCUUUUAUUGAUCCUAAUGGUUAUUCAUUCCCAGCGACACCUCAGCCUGACCGAAGGCCUGGCAAGGGCUCAGCAAGAGAAAGAAGACGGCAGGCAAGAAAGACCGACUUUGAUGAUGGUAUGGAAACCCCUGGCAGAGAGAGGAACAGCCAGUCUCUCAGCUCAGCCAACAGCUUCCGCCUGGACAAAGUCCGAGAGCACAACCAGCGCAGAAUGAGAAACCUGGACAACCUGAGUGCACACGGCUGGAGAUCAGGAGACAUAUCUGCUGAUGAAGGGGACGAUCUUUGGCAGCAGACUCCGACUCCACCCCCUGUUAGACGCGUUUCCACAACCACCUUAGCGACAGAGCCCUGGCUCCGCCCCGGCACCACAGAGACUCUCAAGAGGUUGAUGGCGGGUCGCAGACCGUCCAGUCGCGGGCCACUUAAUCACGAAUGGGAGGGACCGUCCACCUACCACGGUUAAACUCAGGGUCAUCAUGGUAAAACUGGAGUGCACUUUCAUCCCUAAAACCCUUUCCCCGUCUAUGUAGAAGUCAUAGUUAAAGCCAAAGAGAUCUGUGUUUACUUAUUGGUUCAUGUUCUGCCCAUGAAUUAAUUCUUUGGUAGCAGCUGUUUCUAGCUUACCUGUACAGAAGGAGAAUAUGUGUUUACUGUUUUUAAAAUGUCACUAACCACAUAAUUGAGCCCCUCCAUACAUCAAUAUAACAACCAUAUAUUUACCAUUUCUCCUGUUUGUAAGAAAUCUGUCAUUUUUGGUUUGUAAAAGACUUAGAUUUAAGAACUUAAGAAGACAUUUAAAAUAACUUACAGUAGUAAAUGAAAUCAGAUUUCUCCCAACAUGCAUUGGAAGGAAUUAAAUAAAAUAAAAUAAAUUAAUUGACAAAUACAAAUGCUAGUUUCUCCUAAUCGUUUAUUAAUUUAUGUAUUUUUUUUUAACCUUCAAAUAAUGCUUGACAAACUCAGAAACAGCUGCUAUAAAACAGGGCAACAUGACUUGAAGGCCAGUUUAGUUUUGUUUAGCCCUUUUCCUGUUCUCUCAAUUCGUGAAAUCAGUGAAAAUAAAACGUGGUGCUUUUAUGUAGUCUGAAUUGUAAUGCGGUGAGACAGUUGCACAAUCUACAAAAGGUCAUUCGGGUUCUAGUUUAAAGCCAUAAAGCAGAUGCGUCUACAGAAGAGCAAAGCAGCACCGGUCAUCCCGCCUCUCGCCCUUCUGUCAACCAGCAGAGCCUGGGAGGAAUUACUACACACACAGGUCCCAUCUGCUGCACUCUGCUGAGUGCGUCCGCGUGCGUGCGUGCAUGGACUGGUACUCGUAGAUGGCUAUUUCUGCUAUUUCUAAUAUUACAUGCCUUUGUUUGGUCAGAAUGUGAAACAUGUGUGCAUAUUGGAUGUAUAACAAGAUUGUAAAAAGAAAAAGCUUAUUUAACUUGACAUUUCCAGAAAAAUUAAUAAAUUGUGUUUUAUUUUUCAUAACCCUCAGCCUUCCCUGGUGAGUGCAUUCGUCGUUUUCCGGUCAGAUUUUGCAUAAUUCAUUCAGAUUUUAUUCCACCAGUAAACCAAGUUCAAAAACUUUAUUGACCUAUGACCUGGUUAGGAUGUGUGGGAUGAUAACCAGUAUUGUACAGAGUUGUACAGAUCAUUUAUUCCACAUAGAAAACUUUACAGUGCUGUACCAUUAUACACUUCUUCGCCGUAACCAGGAAUGCUUCGGAUCCUCACACCAACGUUUUUUUUUGUUUGUUUUUUUU
This is a messenger RNA of Astyanax mexicanus (Mexican tetra), 5657 nucleotides long. Its product is annotated as centrosome and spindle pole-associated protein 1. Gene Ontology annotation, cellular component: spindle pole; centrosome; microtubule. The record is from RefSeq and is a predicted model, not a curated record. Gene Ontology annotation, biological process: positive regulation of cytokinesis. The coding region runs from base 680 to 4372 and encodes 1230 amino acids. The transcript has 30 exons. NCBI's taxonomy places the organism in Eukaryota, Metazoa, Chordata, Actinopteri, Characiformes, Acestrorhamphidae.